CAGCUUUGGUUCAGAAUGGAAAACUCUACGAUCUCACGGAGCCGGCGGUGCUCCUUUGCGCACACUUUCAAGAGUGGUCUCUCGCUGUGGCUGGUCGUCUGGUUGAUUUUGGUGAAACCUGCUCCUGCGCAGGGCUGUCCGCACUUGUGUGUGUGUUACCCAUCACCCAUGACGAUCAGCUGUCAGGCGCAGAAUCUGACCAUCGUUCCAUCUGGAGUGCCCGACGAAUCGCAGCGUGUCUUUCUGCAGAACAACCGCAUUACUGAACUGAGAGUGGGGACUUUCGGAUUUGGAACUCAGGUCCUCUGGCUUUUCUCCAAUAACAUCACCUGGAUCGAAUCAGGCGCCUUCAGUGAGAUGCGUGACCUGGAAGAGCUCGACCUGGGCGACAACCCCCACCUGAGGCGUCUGGAAGGGGGCGCCUUCCGUGGCCUGGAGAAGCUGCAGAGCCUGCACAUGCACCGGUGCCGGCUGGCGGCGCUUCCCCACGACCUCUUCCACAAGCUGUACAGCCUGCAGUUCCUCUACCUGCAGGAGAACCAGCUCCACUUCCUGCAGGACGACCUCUUCUCUGACCUCAUCAACCUGAGCCAGCUCUUCCUCCACGGCAACCGCAUCCGCACCCUGUCCGAGAACGUGUUCCGGGGCCUGGUGAACCUGGACCGGCUGCUGGUGCACGACAACCGCGUGCGGCAGGUGCACCGUCGCGCCUUCCGCGACCUGGGCCGCCUCACCAUGCUCUUCCUGUUCAACAACUCACUGGCGGAGCUGCCCAGCCAGGCCAUGCGCGACAUCGACUCCAUCCAGUUCCUGCGGCUCAACGGCAACCCCUGGGCGUGCGGCUGCGAGGCCAGGCCCCUGUGGGACUUCUUCCGCGCCAACCGCAUCUCCAGCUCCGAGCUCGUCUGCUCCUCCCCGUCCCCCCGCCGUGGCCUGGACCUGCGCUUCCUGCGCGAGAUGGACUUCGCCCUGUGCCCGCUUCCCGACCCCGGCUCCCUGGCCGGCAGCACCACCACCACCUUCAGCACCAAGACCCGCUGGUGGUUCUCCAAGCACAAGCCCGUGUCCAGCUCCAAAGGCAUCUUCGAGAAGAGUUCCGAAACCGUGAAGGCGUACCCCUUCAACGGGGGCAAGCCCACGUCGACCAAGUACGAGUUGAGCGAGGACGAGGCCCUCCUCCCCAAGCUGGACGCCGAGGAGUACUGGGCCAACUACGGCAACGAAGACGCCGGCGCCACCAUGCGCUGCUUCGAGCUCGAGUGUGGCUCCGAAUUCGAUGUCCUGCCGCCCUCCUCCUCGGCGUCCCUCACCUCUGUAUCGCCCCACUUCUCCCUCGUUGUGCUGCUCUCCCUGUCUCUCGUCCUCUCCGUCAACAUUCACCUCAUCUUUGGCUGAAUCCACCCCCAGCCCCCUUUUUGCCAUGAACUUUGCCAUUGGGUUCUUGUCCCUUACAGGGACUUCU
This is a messenger RNA of Engraulis encrasicolus (European anchovy), 1462 nucleotides long. RefSeq names its product reticulon 4 receptor-like 2 a (gene rtn4rl2a). Bases 16 to 1395 code for a protein of 459 amino acids. NCBI's taxonomy places the organism in Eukaryota, Metazoa, Chordata, Actinopteri, Clupeiformes, Engraulidae. Gene Ontology annotation, molecular function: protein binding. The record is from RefSeq and is a predicted model, not a curated record. The transcript is spliced from 3 exons. Gene Ontology annotation, cellular component: extracellular matrix.